This is a messenger RNA of Eucalyptus grandis, 3215 nucleotides long. Its product is annotated as disease resistance protein RPV1. Gene Ontology annotation, biological process: defense response; signal transduction. The coding region runs from base 124 to 3057 and encodes 977 amino acids. NCBI's taxonomy places the organism in Eukaryota, Viridiplantae, Streptophyta, Magnoliopsida, Myrtales, Myrtaceae. Gene Ontology annotation, molecular function: protein binding; ADP binding. The transcript is spliced from 4 exons. The record is from RefSeq and is a predicted model, not a curated record.
UACUCGAAGUCAAGAUUCCAUAGCUUUUGGUCUGCAAGCUUCUUCUCUUCCUCGAGCGAUCUCCCAGUUGUACCCCGCCGACGAAAGACCUGGUCUUUACGCCUUUUCUUGAGCUUUUCACUCAUGGAUAUCGGCAAUAAUCACUCGUCGCUCCCAUCUCCUGGACGGCCCGGUGUUUGCCGCUACGAAGUCUUUCUCAGUUUCAGAGGAGGGGAUGUUCGGAGGAGCUUCAUUCAAUUUCUCUACGAAAGCCUCACCGCUUCAGGGAUCUAUGCCUUUAUCGAUCAUGAUGGGAUCGAGAUCGGAGAAGAGAUCAUGUCUAAGAUCUUACAAUUGAUCAGGCACACGGAGAUAUGCAUUCCCGUCUUCUCCAAAGAUUUCGCUUCCAGUAAGAGUUGUCUGAAGGAGGUGGCGGAAAUGGUGGCAUGUGACAGGAAAAUCAUGCCCAUUUUCUACGAUGUCAGCCCUUCAGUAGUCCGCAAACAGGAGGAGAGUUAUCAAAAGUCCUUCUGCACCCAUGCCGCCCUGGGGGUGGUGUCAGCCACUAUUGACAACUGGAAGAAGGCUCUGCAAAUUGUUUCAAAAAAGCUAGGAUGGGAAUUGCAGAAAUUUAAUUACGGGGAGCAAGAACUUAUAAAGGAGGUUGUCUCCGCAGUCCGCUGGCAGUUGAAGAAAGAUGACUUAGACGUGCAAAAAGAUUUAGUGGGGAUGGGUCACCAUGUGCAAGAGAUGAUGAAUAAACUUGAUGUUCGCUAUGAAAAUGGCAAAGUGGUUGAAAGGCAAAUGCUGACGGGAAAACGUGUGGUUGAGAUAUGGGGCCUUCCAGGAAUCGGUAAGUCGACUCUUGCCAUAAUCGUCCGCAGCAAAAUCCAUCAUCUCUUUGAUGAAUGUAGCUUUCUUGAAGCUAAGGGAAGGGCGCUCUUGUCUCUCCAAGAAGAUUUAAUUUGUGACAUCCAAAGGAACAGACAUACCCCCAUAUCUUUGGCUAGAGGUGCCGAAUUUAUCAGGAACAAAUUUAAAGAUCAGAGGGUUCUCAUUGUCCUUGACGAUGUGAGCGAUUUUAAACAAAUCCUAUCAUUAGGCAUAUAUCUAAGUGAGUUUGGUCCAGGAAGUAGGAUUAUCAUGAUCUCUAUGAGAAGCAAUCUUGUUGACGACUAUAUUAUGAAGCUUGAGACCUCCCAAAGUAUCGUCGACGGUCAUGAUGAGAUCCUCGUUAAAAAAUACGAGCUAGAGCAAAUGAAUGACAACCAUGCUUUUCAACUGUUUUGUAAGUGUGCUCUCAGAGGACGACCUCUUCAAAAGGAAUUCUACUCUUUGGCAUGGGACAUUAGUUCGGCUGCCGAAGGGCUUCCUCUUCUUAUUGAUGCUGUUGGUUCAUCUUUAUUCGGAAAGUCCAUAGAUUUAUGGGAGGAUGCAUUGAAUAUUUUGGGGGAAAAGCCUUUUGCUAAGAAUAUCAAAAAGAUUUUGAAGACAAGAUAUAAAGCUUUAGAGGAGGAUGCCAAAAAGAUAUUUCUUGAUAUUGCAUGCUUUUUAAUGAAAGAGGACAAGACAAUACCCCCUUACAUGUGGGAAGCCUGUAAAUACAAUCCUCGUACGCAUAUUCCCCAGAUUCUUAACACAUCUUUAGUAAAAAGCACAGAAAAUAAUAAAUUUUGGAUGCAUAAUCAAGUAAAAUUCCUCGGGAUGAAUAUUGUGGAGAAGGAAAAUCCAAGGAAACCUUACAAGCGUACCAGGCUAUGGAAUCAGGAGGAUAUUGAACGAGCAAUGAAUGAAGACAAGGUCGCUACAGUGGAAGCCCUCAGUGCCACAUUCGACAGCCUCAACUCAUUUGAUGAACUUAGAUUUUUUCGUAAUUUCCCGAAUCUUAGGUAUCUUAGAAUAAGCCACGCUAUUAUUGACGGAAAUGAGCAGUUGGCAGAGAACUCCAGAGAGGAUCUUUUCCUUCCACGAUUAAAGUGGCUUGAAUGGCGAUGGUGCCAGAAUAUCUCCAGUCUACUUGCUUUAGAUCUGUCAGACUUGGUCGUUCUUGAUCUGUCUAGGUGUACCUCCACAACUUGGAAGCGCUGGAAAAAAAUUAUGGAGAAGGCCAAAAACUUGAAAGUUUUGAUCCUAAAAGAUUGUUAUUUUCUAGCUGCAUCUCCAGUUUCCCAUGCACCCGCAAACUUAGAAAGACUAAACCUGGAACAUUGUUUUACAUUAGCGGGUGUUGGCAGAUCCAUCAGCAAGCUAAGGAACUUGGUUUCUUUGAAUAUCAAGUUCUGCAGCUUCGUGCAAGAGCUGCCAGAAGAUAUAGGUUCCUUGGAAGCUUUGAAAGAGCUCUACAUCGAUGGAACUUCCAUUAAAGCCAUUGAUAUCCCCGAUGGUUCCUAUGGGAAGCUCAAAAUUCUGAGUGCUUGCAACUGUAAAUUCUUGUCUCUACCCAAUUCAAUUGGUAACUUGAAAUCUCUUUCGUACCUAGGAUUGGACGAGACUGAACUAAGGGAGCUCCCUUGUUCUAUCGGAUUGUUGGAGAGUCUCCAGACGCUAUCUCUGAGAAACUGCAGGAGCUUAUGGAAAUUGCCGGAUUCCAUUGGAGACCUUAAAAAGCUGCAAGUCAUGGAUCUUUCAAGCACAAUAGUCGACGAAAUACCUUCCUCCGUCAAGGAUUUGCAAAACUUGAAAGAACUAAAGAUGGCUGGCACUCAUAUAAGAGAAUUUCCUGGAGGCAUUAAGAAUCUAGAGAGUUUAGAAGAGAUAGAUUUCUCGGGCUGCAGAAAUUUGAGAGGGGAGUGCAACAUUACGGGAUUAUCGUCUUUGCGGGUGUUACUUCUAGAAUACACUGAUAUUUCUCGGCUGAUUGUGACGGAUCGCCAAUCCUAUAAUCCCCAAAACCUCAAACUAGAUGGCGAUGUCCCCAUCUCGAUAAUUGGAACUAUCCAAGGGUAUGGCAUCGGUUCAACAGAUGUGAGACUAGACCACCGUUCAAGGCUGACGGACAUCAUAUCAGCAUGCGAUGAUGAGUCAGAGACCGUAGCAAUGUGGCGGUCAGACAGAAGCAAGGAAGUCAUCGGUGGAUGAGGUUUGGCUACGGAGGAAGUUAGCGCUCCUAUCCCAUUAAUUCAAAUUUGUAAUUCAUCAAGCAUGUCAACUGAUCUUCGUGCAAUAAGGGUUGUUAGGGGCAUAGCCAAAUUCGAAUUUUCGCCUCCAUUUUGAAUUUUCAAUUGACAUUCUUCUUC